Messenger RNA from Acanthosepion pharaonis, 1962 nucleotides. NCBI's taxonomy places the organism in Eukaryota, Metazoa, Mollusca, Cephalopoda, Sepiida, Sepiidae. The record is from the annotation of a GenBank genome assembly.
AUGAAAGGAAAAUCAACAAUUGUUACAAUAAACUGUAGUGAUGCCAAAAAACUUUGCAAAAAAUUCAAAGCUCCUUCAAGUGAAAUUCAUAUAAAACAUUUUAAGGAUGGAGAAUUUAAUCGUGAUUAUGAUCGCAAAUAUACAGUAAAAUCUAUGGUGAAAUUUUUACAAGAUCCCAAAGGUGACAUUCCCUGGGAGGAAGAUCCAGAUGCAGAGAAUGUUGUACAUAUUGACAGUGAGCAGAAUCUAAACAAAAUGUUGAAAAAACAAAAACUUCCAAUGCUGUUAAUGUUUUAUGCACCUUGGUGUGGGUUUUGUAAAAGGUUUAAACCAGAAUUUGCUGCUGCAGCUAAAGAAUUGAAAGGAAAAGCUAUUCUUGCUGGUAUAGAUGUUGACCAACCACAAUUUCUUCAGUUACGUAUUAGUUACAACAUCACUGGUUUUCCAACGACAUAUUAUUUUGAAAAUGGCAAAGUGCUCUAUCAAUAUGGUGGAGAAAAUACACAGGCAGGAAUUAUUAAAUGGAUGGCCGAUCCCGGCCCACCGAAAGAACAAGAACAGGAAUCUGCUUGGUCUGAUAUAGAAUCUGAUGUAGAGCAUUUGACAGAGGACACCUUCGAUGAAUUCCUGCAGACACACUCUUCAGUUUUGGUUAUGUUCUAUGCUCCAUGGUGUGGACAUUACGGAUACUUGGCUGCUGUUGAUGCUACAAAAGAAGUUAAAUUAGGUGAACGGUUCAAAGUUAGUGGUUAUCCUACCGUUAAAUAUUUCAAAGAUGGUGAAUUCUUGUGGGAUUAUAAUGAAAGAAAAAAAGAACAGAUAAUUUCUUUCAUGAAAGAUCCUAAAGAGCCCCCACCACCUCCUCCACCCGAGCCUAAUUGGGAAGAAGUCGAAAGUGAUGUUGUCCAUCUUACAACUGACACAUUCAAAACAUUUCUCAGGAAAAAGAAGCAUACACUCGUCAUGUUUUACGCGCCAUGGUGUGGCCAUUGCAAGAAAGCAAAGCCAGAAUUCCAGACUGCUGCCUCGCAGUUCAAAGAAGAUACAAAGGUUGCUUAUUGUGCUAUUGAUUGUACGAAGCACACACCUGUCUGCAAUGCAAAUGAUGUGAAGGGAUAUCCAACCUUAAAAUACUUCAACUAUGGCAAAAACCCUCAGGAUUAUAUGGGAGGCAGAUCUGCUGAUGAUUUCACAAAGUUUAUGUCAUCUUUAGCAGGAAUUCCUAAAACAUCUUCAUCACCCCAGGAAGCACUCUUUGAAAAGUUACUGGGUUACGUUAAUAAAGACAUCCAUUAUUUAUCAUCAUCUGUAUUUGAUUCUUUUAUCCAAGAGUAUAGAUCAGCCCUGGUGAUGUUUUAUAAUGCAAAUAACUUGGACAAAAAUCUAGCAAAGGAAUUCUCCAUUGCUGCAUCAAGACUGAAAGAAGAAAGGAUACCGGGUGUGUUAGCUGUUGUGGAUGGUGUGGCUGAUGUUGCAUUAGCUUCACGGUUUGAUAUUGUCUCCUUUGCAACAAGUAAGAAUGGCUCACCCAUGAUCGACUGUGUUGCUAAAAAUGCCCAUGAAAUGGUUGUUUUUAUGAAAGACCCUCCAGAAUCAGUUGCUCAAAUAAACUGGGCUUCAGGCCUUAGUCGUGUCAUUCAUCCAAAUUCAGAUCAGUUUGUGGAGCUUCUCCAGACACAUGCCAACGUAUUUACUGCCUUUUAUACAGAGAAUUGUGUUGGCUGUGAAGAAAUGAAAUCAGAAUUCAUGUUUGCAGCAAAUGCCAUGAAAAAUGACAACACUUUGGUAUUUGCAGCGCUCAAUUGUGCUUCUUAUCACGAUCUUUGCACAUCGCACAAAGUAAAAAGUUAUCCCAGUCUCAAACUUUUUGAACAUGGAAAAUUUUCAAAAGACUUUAACAAAAAACCUGUAAGGGCAAACUUUAUAAAUUUUAUACAUGGCAAACAAAGAGAUGAAUUGUAA